AAUUGAACUCAGGUCCUCUGGAAGAGAAGCUGUGUGGGAUGACUGACUGGUUGACGGAAAGCCCCCAAGGACGGGGCUGCAAGAUUUAGCUGCUCUUAGCUCCCUUCCUGGCAGCCUGGGAACUACCUCCCAGGCACCUCAGGCGCCAUGGACUCCCCAGGGUACAACUGCUUUGUGGACAGGGACAAGAUGGACGCAUCCAUCCAGGACCUGGGGCCAAGGGAACUGAACUGCACCGAGCUGCAGGAGUUGAAGCAACUGGCACGUCAGGGCUACUGGGCUCAGAGCCACGCCCUGCGGGGGAAAGUGUACCAGCGCCUGAUCCGGGACAUCCCCUGCCGCACGGUCACACCUGAUGCCAGCGUGUACAGUGAUAUCGUGGGCAAGAUUGUGGGCAAGCACAGCAGCAGUAGCUUGCCCUUGCCUGAAUUUGUGGACAACACUCAGGUGCCCACCUACUGCCUGAACACACGGGGUGAGGGGGCUGUGCGCAAGAUUCUCCUGUGUAUUGCCAAUCAGUUCCCUGACAUCUCCUUCUGCCCUGCCCUGCCUGCUGUGGUGGCCCUGCUGCUGCACUACAGCAUUGACGAAGCUGAGUGUUUUGAAAAGGCCUGCCGCAUCCUAGCUUGCAAUGACCCCAGCAAGAAGCUCAUUGACCAGAGCUUCCUGGCCUUUGAGUCCUCCUGCAUGACAUUUGGGGACCUGGUGAACAAGUACUGCCAGGCGGCCCACAAACUGAUGGUGGCUGUGUCAGAGGACGUCCUGCAGGUCUACUCUGACUGGCAGCGAUGGCUCUUUGGGGAGCUGCCCCUCAAUUACUUCGCUCGUGUUUUUGAUGUCUUUCUUGUAGAAGGCUACAAGGUAUUGUACCGAGUUGCUUUGGCCAUCCUCAAGUUCUUCCACAAGGUGAGAGCAGGACAGCCCCUCGAGUCAGACAAUGUAAGGCAAGACAUCCGCAUAUUUGUCAAGGACAUUGCCAAGACAGUGUCCCCUGAGAAACUACUGGAGAAAGCUUUUGCCAUCCGCCUGUUUUCCCGAAAGGAGAUCCAGCUCUUGCAAAUGGCCAAUGAGAAAGCACUAAAGCAGAAGGGCAUUACUGUCAAACAGAAGAGUGUCUCACUUUCUAGAAGGCAGUUUGUGCACUUGGCUGUCCAUGCAGAAAACUUCCGCUCAGAGAUUGUCAGUGUGAAGGAGAUGAGAGACAUUUGGUCCUGGAUCCCCGAGCGUUUUGCCCUCUGCCAACCUCUCCUGCUCUUCUCCUCGCUGCAGCACGGGUACAGCCUAACUAGGUUCUAUUUCCAGUGUGAAGGACACGAGCCCACCCUCCUGCUCAUCAAGACCACGCAAAAGGAGGUUUGUGGCGCUUACCUGUCAACAGACUGGAGCGAAAGAAAUAAGUUUGGGGGUAAACUGAGCUUCUUUGGAACCGGAGAGUGCUUUGUGUUUAGGCUGCAGCCAGAGGUGCAGCGUUACGAGUGGGUGGUCAUCAAGCAUCCAGAGCUGACUAGGCCGACAUCCUUCAAGUCCUCAGAGGCUGCAGCCGCUCCUCCCCUCCUCAGCCACUCCGUGUCUUCAGACCCUGCUGAUCGGCUCUCACCUUUCCUGGCUGCCCGGCACUUCAACCUGCCCUCCAAGACUGAAUCCAUGUUCAUGGCUGGGGGCAAUGACUGCCUCAUCAUUGGGGGAGGAGGAGGUCAAGCACUCUACAUUGACGGGGAUCUGAACCGAGGCCGAACUGGACACUGCGACACUUUCAACAACCAGCCCCUCUGCUCUGAGAACUUCCUCAUCUCAGCUGUGGAGGCUUGGGGCUUCCAAGACCCUGACACCCAGUGAUGGGUUUGCGUUGAUAGUGACUGAGCCACAUCGUGGAGGCCAAGCUGCCUCUUGAGGGAGCAGGGAGUGAGUGAGACAUCACCCCUAUGAAGCAGUCAGGCUUGGUGCACAGUGGGGAUGUCACUGUCACGAGCCAAGCCUGGCUACUGCUUGGACUGGCUGCCCCUCUGCCUUGGACUUGUUAGGCUAGGACCCCAAACCCUCCUGCUUCUGAGCUCAAGGGACUGUUAUGCUCCCAACCCCGUCCAGUGUCUGCCCUCACCCAGGGUCCUGGCUCUGCGUGGAGGUGUCCUGUGGCCAAGAUUGCCCAGGGAUAGUUGCUCUGCCCCUGGGCCUCAGCCUUUUGUAGGGAAAGAGCAAAUGAAUCUUCUUGCCAAAUGUGGGUCUGUGGUGCCCCCUGCUGGUUCUUUCUGAGCUACAUUUGCUGCUGCUGGACAGGAUGGGGAAGGCAGUAUUUGUGCAGAGCUCUGCAGCUCCCCUGUCUAAGAAGGAUGAGGACUGGAGAGCCGUCUUUUGUCUUUGUGUUUCUGCAGAGCCGGAAGCUCUUGCUGCACCUCACUGCAAGUCCACACCUGAAGGUGGCCUGUGGAGACACUUUCUU
Messenger RNA from Onychomys torridus (southern grasshopper mouse), 2437 nucleotides. RefSeq names its product TBC1 domain family member 24 (gene Tbc1d24). The coding region runs from base 148 to 1836 and encodes 562 amino acids. The record is from RefSeq and is a predicted model, not a curated record. Lineage: Eukaryota; Metazoa; Chordata; Mammalia; Rodentia; Cricetidae. The transcript has 8 exons.